This is a messenger RNA of Paramormyrops kingsleyae, 2529 nucleotides long. Its product is annotated as eukaryotic translation initiation factor 2 subunit 2-like. Gene Ontology annotation, biological process: formation of translation preinitiation complex; translational initiation. NCBI's taxonomy places the organism in Eukaryota, Metazoa, Chordata, Actinopteri, Osteoglossiformes, Mormyridae. Gene Ontology annotation, cellular component: eukaryotic translation initiation factor 2 complex. Gene Ontology annotation, molecular function: mRNA binding; translation initiation factor binding; translation initiation factor activity. The record is from RefSeq and is a predicted model, not a curated record.
AACUUCCGGUUCCGGUUUUAACUUUAACGUUUGAGGAAAAACCACGCGCGUGCUAAGCGAGAGUGUGCGGGAAGACCCCCUGCUAAGGCAAGAAGUGGUGCCUCGCUGACGGUGAGCGAGAGAAGUAAAGAAAGUCGUUAUCUACAUAAAAUUAACGAAAAGCUUCUCCUGUAGUCGGCAAGCAUGUCGGGGGACGAGAUGAUAUUUGAUCCCAGUAUGACCAAGAAGAAGAAAAAAAAGAAGAAGCCUUUCUUGGUGGAUGAGGAAGGGGCUGAGACUCUUAAUGAGGAUGCCCCACAGCCUGAAGUCAAGGAGGCAGAGUUUGAUGGUGGGGAUGACCGGGAGGUUGAAUUAGAAGAAGACGAAGGGAAGAAGAAAGAGCUAUCUGAUGACCUGGAUGACUUGAACUUCUUCAAUCAGAAAAAGAAAAAAAAGAAACCGAAGAAGGUAUUCGACAAUGACCUAGAAGAAGAGUUAAAGGAGCUGAAAAUUGAUGGAGAACAGCCAGAAAUGCCAGAGAAGGAUGACCUGGACAUUGUGCUGCAAACAAAAAAGUCAAAGAAAGUUGAAUUUCAAGAGGAGGGUGAGAAACUGGAAAAGGAUGAAGCGAUGGAGGAUGAUGAACGGAAAGGCAGUGAUGGUAUUACAUUUGGCACUCCAGCUGGGCCCACCUGGGGAGGCACUGAGAGGGACUAUACAUAUGAUGAGCUCUUGAACCGAGUCUUCAACAUCAUGCGGGAGAAGAAUCCAGACAUGGUAGCUGGAGAAAAGAGGAAGUUUGUUAUGAAGCCACCGCAGGUGGUCAGAGUUGGCACCAAGAAGACAUCAUUUGUGAACUUCACUGAUAUUUGUAAACUGCUGCAUCGACAGCCCAAGCAUCUGCUUGCAUUCUUGCUGGCAGAGUUGGGGACAAGUGGCUCCAUCGAUGGAAAUAACCAACUUGUAAUCAAAGGAAGAUUCCAGCAAAAACAGAUAGAAAAUGUCCUUCGUAGAUACAUCAAAGAGUAUGUGACCUGCCACACCUGCCGCUCCCCAGAGACCAUUUUGCAGAAAGACACCAGGCUGUAUUUCCUGCAGUGUGAAACCUGUCACUCCCGCUGCUCCGUGGCCAGCAUCAAGACAGGCUUCCAGGCUGUCACGGGCAAGAGGGCACAGCUGCGUGCCAAGGCCAAUUAGCGCCUCCUUUGCUUUAUAGCCGGGAGAAGUUCUGGCUGCCCGAACUCUAAACUGAAGGGUGGCGUCUUUGGGGGUGUGGCCCGUCCUUCAAAAAAAAAAUCAUUCAACUUGGUUGGCUGUGUUUUCCACUGAUGCUGAGUGAUGUCACUCUCCUCAGCCGUUUCUUCUUCCUGUAUUUCUAUCUACUCCAUCCCAUGUUUUUUAUUUUUGUGAACCGCUGAUUAAAGCAGUAUCGCAUUUAUUUAAAAAGCUCACGUGACUUUGUUUUUCCUGUGCAUGACAACUUACGAAAUCAUUCAGCAAAUAGUGGCUAUUAUUGCAGAUAAUGAAAUUGUACUGUCAAUCUGAAGUGGGUGAAUGCACAGUUUCCAAGCAUGUGAGAAGUAUCAAUUCACACUAUACGCUCAGAUAAUUUACACUGCCUUUCAGUGGCUUGAUUUUGCAGUUUUCAAGAUCAACUAAUGUAUGUAGGGAUAACUGUAAACUGAUAUAAUACAAAUAAUUAUAAUGGAAUUAUAUUUAAUCUAUUUAAUAUCCAGAUCAAGUAUAGGAUCCAAAGGUUGAAUUGUUCCUGAGAAACCAACUGAUGUUGAUAAAAGUGGAAACUAUGCAGAGAAAGCCCAUUUGCUAUGCAGUCUCCUUUAAUCUUGGCAAACUGACUCAUUGUAAUGCUUAGUUGCUGUUUGUAAGAUGAAUUACGUUUGAUUAUAUUUCUUAUUAACAAGGAGUGUUGGGCUAUUUUGACAGCAAUUUUCCACAUCCAGUAUGUUGCCUUAUGUCUUCUAGUUGAACUGUUUGAGAUCCUUUCUCUGGGUCCUGUCACAAACUAAACGUCCAAGUACAAACAAUGGAUUGGCAAGAUGCCAAGAAUGUAAGAAGUAUUGAGAAUAAGCAAUUCUGGUCAUCUUUGGUUAAUUGUUGUAGAGUUAUUGAUUUAUUUAUUUUUUAGCCUCAAGUAAUUAAAUCAGUAAGGUAGGUUCCAUCUGUUGCCUUAAGGACAUACUGUGGAUUUUGUGUAUAUAAAUUGUAUUCCUAUCCUUCACUUCUAGUUUGGAACUGAAGAGAUUCAGUGUACCCUAUGAUAUAUUGGCCUUUUAAGACCCAAUAAACAUUAGUUAUAAUACAAUAAUAUUCUUACAGGAAUGUAGCACCCAAUGUUUUUGGAGCAUUGUAGGUAAGGGCUUAGUACAGAUUCCCUUUAAAUUCUGUGACUAAAUGUUUCUAAAAUAUUUUUCACUCAUUUGUGGAAAAAAAUGUUUCAAUGUUUUUUCCUAUCCAAUGUUAUGAUCAAUCUUUAAUGUGCAACUUUGCUGAAUACUUUUCAAAAGUCUAAAUAAACUCUCAAAGACUUUU